Molecule: messenger RNA, 3330 nt
Organism: Suncus etruscus (white-toothed pygmy shrew)
Lineage: Eukaryota; Metazoa; Chordata; Mammalia; Eulipotyphla; Soricidae
Product: complement C3-like
Exons: 25
Coding region: 94-3330 (1078 amino acids)
Cellular component (GO): extracellular region
Molecular function (GO): endopeptidase inhibitor activity
Source: RefSeq, a predicted model, not a curated record
AAGGCAAACAGGCCACAGCUGGGGCAGACAGACCAGGGGACAGAUCCCAGGGCCUCACACCACUGUCCCGUCCCACCCCACCUCCCCACUACCAUGGACCCAACCUGGCUCCUGGGCCUGGUUCUGCUCUUCUGCUGGGGUCCCUCAGCCCAGGCUGAGCCGCUGCUGAUGCUGGUAACCCCACGGGUGCUGCGGGUGGGGACCCCGGAGAAGAUUCAUGUCCAGGCCCACUCGGACUCCAGGCAGCCCCUGACCAAGGCCCUGGAGGUAACUCUCAGCAUGUUCGACUUUCCCCUAAAGAAGAAGAUUGAGUCCCAGCAGCUGGUCCUGGAGCCCCAAAACCACUUUAUGUUCCAGGCUACCGUGACGAUUCCUGAGAAUUUAAUCUACCCCCCAAAACCCGGCCAGCAGUACAUCAUCAUUCAGGUCACCUGGGGUUCCUCCAUCCUGGAGAAGCCCGUGCUGCUGGCCCCCCACGCUGGCUACAUUUACAUCCAGACUGACAAGACCAUCUACACUCCAGAGCACUUGGUUCUUUACCGAGUCUACACUGUCAACCACAAGAUGGACCCCGUGACCCAGUCCAUCACUCUGGACAUCAAGAACCCUGAUGGGGUCACAGUGUACAGCGAGGACUUGAUGCCCAAAGAAGGCGUGUUAGUGAACUCCUUCAGCCUCCCGGAGGUAGUCAGUCUGGGGACCUGGAGCAUCGAAGCCAAUUACCAGAACGCACCCACGCAGAAGUUCUGUACAGCCUUUGAGGUGAAGGAAUACGUGCUCCCAUCUUUUGAGGUCCAACUAAAACCCAACACGACCUUCUUCUACCUCAAAAACGAGGCCCUUGGGGUGGACAUCCUUGCUCGGUAUAUAUUCAACAAGCCAGUGGAUGGACAUGCAUUGACCAUCUUUGGGGUGCAGCAAGGUUCCCAACGCACUCCCAUCCAGAGCUCCUUGCAGAAAGUCGAGAUCUCCGAAGGCGAAGGUCACAUUGUGCUCCGUAAGGACAUGCUCACAGCCGUAUUUCAGGGUGCAGAGAACGACCUCCUCGGGGCCUCUAUCUUUGCCAACGUCACUGUGUUCUCCUCUGGUGGUGAGAUGGUCCAGGCUGAGACCUCAGGGGUGAAGAUCGUCCGGAGCCCAUAUAACUUGAAGUUCACCAGGACACCCCAGUAUUUCAAGCCCGGGAUGCCCUUCCAUUUUCGGGUCUUGGUCUCAAACCCUGAUGGGUCCCCGGCAGUCCAUGUCCCUGUCCAAUACCAGAACCAGCAUGUGCUCACCUCAGCCGAUGGAAUAGCCGCCUUGACCAUCAACACGAAUGCAAAUUCCCAACAACUACCUAUUGUGGUGGAAACCGCUGACAAGUCUCUCCAGCCAGAGGAACAGGCAUCAGCCAGGAUGAUGGCUGUGCCCUACAAGACCCAGGACGGGUCUGGGAACUUGCUGCACAUUGAGGUGAAAACAUUGGGCGCCGAGGUGGGCAGCAGCAUCCAGAUGAGCCUCCACACGUUGCAUCAGAAACCCGAAACCCAGGACCAGAUCGCAUACUUCACCAUCCUAGUGCUGAGCAAGGGCCAGAUUGUGAGUGCCAAACACCAACCAAGAAGUCCUGGGAGCAUCUUCACAUCUGCGAUCAUCGAUGUGACCCCAGAGAUGCUGCCUUCCUUCCGAAUUGUGGCCUUCUAUCUACUGCCCUCCUGGCAGUCAGGUCAGGACCCAGAACUGGUGUCCGAUUCCUUAUGGAUCGAUGUGAAGGACAGGUGCAUGGGGACGCUAAAGGUUGAGUUUAAAGAAGAAUUUGUGCAGAGUUUAUCACCGCAGAGUUCCGUGGACCUGAAGGUGACUGGAGAUGCAGAGGCCAACGUCUGGCUGCUGGCUGUGGACAAGGCUGUCCAUGUCCUAAACAGCAAACACAGACUCACACAGAAGAAGGUCUGGGAUGUGGUGGAGGAACAUGAUAUCGGGUGCACUGCAGGCAGUGGGAAAGACAGACUCGGGGUGUUCAAAGACGCUGGCCUGGACUUCAAGCUGAGCACCGGAAUGGACACCAAGGCCAGCUCAGACUGGCGAUGCCCCCCAGAACCUCCCAUUGUUCGCCGCCGCCGCCAGGCUCUGAAGAGGCUACAGGCCAAGCAAAAUGCAGUUGGCAAGUUCGAGACCCGGCUGGAGCAGCGGUGCUGUGAGGCGGGACUGCGGGAGAGCCCUGUGGGACUGAGCUGCGAGGAGAGGGCCCGGCAUGUGCGUCCUGGGCCGGCCUGCGUGGCUGCGUUUCUCAGCUGCUGUCACCUGGCCGAGAAUCUGACGCAGCAGGCCCGGGAGGAGCAGCUGUUCCUAGGGACAAGUGAUGAUGAAGACGAUGAUGAAGAUGAUGAUUUCUUCCAAGAAGACUUGCCAGUUAGAACCUCGUUCCCUGAGAGCUGGCUCUGGAGAAAAAUCACUCUGCCCAAAAGUCAGUCAGGCAUUUCUCACAGCAUCUUCGGGAUCUUCACACCUGACUCCAUCACCACCUGGCAGCUGGUGGCCGUGAGCCUAAAGGCUGGACAAGGCCUCUGCAUCUCGGAACCCUUAGAACUGACAGUUCAGAAGCUGUUCUUUGUGGAUCUCAAGUUGCCCCUCUCCGUGGUCAGGAAUGAGCAGGUCCAGGUGCAAGCUGUGCUGUACAAUUUCAGAAACCAUUUCGUUCGGGUGCGAGUAGAUUUCCCCCACAAGGAAUCAUUGUGCAGCGCAUCCAGGCCGGGCUCCCCCUGGCGGCAGCGGGUGGCGGUGCCCCCCAUGUCCUCCAAGAUGAUCCCCUACGUGUUCAUCCCACUAGAGGCGGGCCAGGUGGAAGUGGAGGUGAAGGUGGGCGGAGAAGCCCGGGACCACGUGCGAAAGAUGCUCCUCGUUCGGGCAGGAGGACAGGUGAAGAAAAGAUCCCACAGCAUCCUGCUGAACCCCCAAGGACGGACCCAGAUUGAAAGGUUGCCCAGACAAGAAUUCCAGAACCAAGUCCCCAACACGGAAGCAGAAGUGUUCAUCAGUGUCCAAGGGGACGUGCUAGCAGAGACGGUGCUGGGCAGCCUGACCCCCACAGAGACCCGGAAACUGCUGACCGUCCCCCGGGGAUGCCCUGAGCAGACCCUGAGCCGCCUGGCGCCCCUCGUCCUGCUAACCCGUUACCUGGAUGCCACCGGCCAGUGGGGCAAAGUCGGGGUAGAGCACAGGGAACAAGCAGCCAAGAACAUCAUGAGCGGUGAGUGUCCUCCCAUACAAACAAACAAAAAAGGCCCACAAAAGGGGGAGCCAGCCGUGAGCACUGCCAGUUGCAGCCCCAAAUCCAACAAUCAAACUUAA